Cladocopium goreaui is the source of this 1212-nucleotide messenger RNA. NCBI's taxonomy places the organism in Eukaryota, Dinophyceae, Suessiales, Symbiodiniaceae. The record is from the annotation of a GenBank genome assembly.
AUGAAAGCAGCCAGCGAGGGCAAAACGGUUCCACCCCUUGAUCUUCGGUAUUUGGCCCGGAACAAUGAACACACUGCACAAAAAGAUCAGACUCGGGGAGAUGUGGCAUCAUUUCUGCAUCAGCUCUUUCACUCCUGCGCCGAGACUCUUCCGGAUGUCCGUGACGAUCCUCUGAGUCUUCAGGAAGAAGUGGAUUUGGCAGAUUUGGAGGCUAAGAAUGGGGAGCCGGAUUUGGAUCCUUAUGCUCAAAAGUUAGCAGCGGUUGCCAGUGGUAGGGAAGUCUUGCCUGCCAGAGAGGAGAAGGUUGUCAAAAAGAGAAAGUUGCGGAAAGGCGUACGUAUGGCUAUCCGAUUUUCCCACUUGCGUUUUCGCAGCCGGUCUCAACACGGAGAAUGCUCGACAUGCAUUCGCCACAAGGCGAUGGUUCGCCGUUUGGCUGGCCACUUGACUGCUCGCAAUCUUCAGCAGCAGUACUACUUCGAACAUCUCCAGCAUCAAUAUGCCGACAGACUCUGCUAUUGGUCAGCCAGAGGCGAAUCUCGCCACAAAGGACUCAGUGUUGUUAUGAUCACCGAUGGUAUGGACCAGGCCAAGUACGCGCUACCUAGAUCUGAGAUCAUGAAGUCAAAAGAAUUCGGACAAUUCCAGAGACCACGCCUACAUAUCAGUGCUUUGAUAGCGCAUGGAUGGUUCAUCAUAUUCCAGGUGUCCCCAGCAGAUCUUCCAAAGGACAGUAACAGUUGCAUUGAGCUCAUCUCCCACAGCUUGACAAUCUUAAAACGAAAAGGGGCACCUUUGAAGGAGAUGCACGUGAACGUGCAAAGCGACAACACGUGUCGCGAGUGCAAGAAUUCGCUCAUGUUGAGAUACAUGGCUGCCUUGGUAUCCUCGAAUGUGGUCGGCUCUGCGGCACCCACGCGCGGCUUCUAUGUGGCAGCUGUCCCUGUGGCGGUAAAGGGCAUGUUUGGCCCAGGGGCACCUCAUGUAUUCUUACUGCAACGUCGAUGUGACGCAGGACCCCAUGUCCGGCCUCUUUUUUCAUUGUCAAAUAUUUUUCACAAGCCAAUGCAGGACUUUCUGCCGAAGAAAUCGGGCAUGCAUAUUGGAAGAACUGCACCCCACAUCCUGGAGAUGUUAUCCUCAGGCAGGCUGGUUUCGUGCCAGAUUGAACGUUUUUUUUUUUUCGACCAUGGUGCUUUGAAGUCAUUGUGA